AUGUCUCUUUACCAACAAGAUCCCACCCUCGGCAGUCUCACUGUUGGUGAGAUCGAUGCGGCUUUCGCGGAUUCCGGCUUUCGCGACGGACUUCCAGGCCCUCCUGAUCCGCAGCUCGCCGAAUGUGGAGUUGACUCAACCUCCACCGCCCCUCCGUCCGAGGCGCCCACUCAGCCGCACUCUUGGCCGUCCAACGGUUCAUCUUCAUCUUAUCCUUCCUUCAUCCACCCAGAGGCCUCUCACUUCGACUUUGACUUCAACUUCAAUGUCGAUCCGUCUGGUCCCCCUUUCAACUUGUCGGUGCCCGUCUCGCCUUUGUCAUUCGUUCCGGAACUCCCGGAGGUCCCGGUUCCGGACACAGCGUCCAACGCCUCUUGGAUCAAUGUCCUGAAGAACAUUGAUCCGAGACUCCUUCGACAGGCCUUGUCUAUCACCGACUCAUCCGAGUCUACCCUCCAGGCGGUGAUCAUCGCCGAUCCACUCGGUCCUAGCUUUGCUCCGCCCCAGGCGUCCGCAUUUGUUCCGCACGGACCGCCGCAGGUUCCCAUCUCCGUUUUCUCCUCGUCGGCUUCUAGUGUUUCUACUAGCUCGUCCUCCAAGGCUCGCGUUCCUCUCGGGCGACGCAAGGGCAAUGUCACGCAGAUCUACGCGGAGGGGAAGAGGAUGGAGAAGGGUUGCACUCUCUGUGUGGCCGCCGGGGACCCUCAAAGUCGAAGUGAGAGGCCUCUGGGUGGAUGA
Molecule: messenger RNA, 738 nt
Organism: Dioszegia hungarica
Lineage: Eukaryota; Fungi; Basidiomycota; Tremellomycetes; Tremellales; Bulleribasidiaceae
Exons: 4
Coding region: 1-738 (245 amino acids)
Source: RefSeq, a predicted model, not a curated record